Messenger RNA from Saccostrea echinata, 1207 nucleotides. RefSeq names its product putative nuclease HARBI1. Bases 1 to 1161 code for a protein of 386 amino acids. NCBI's taxonomy places the organism in Eukaryota, Metazoa, Mollusca, Bivalvia, Ostreida, Ostreidae. The transcript has 6 exons. The record is from RefSeq and is a predicted model, not a curated record.
AUGCCUUCCGAAAAUUUUCGGAAAUCCUCGGUAUCCUUUACGACCUUCGGAGAAAUAGGAGUCAGACAAAAUUUUGAUUUACGUCAAAAUCUACGGGUGCCCUACAGCAGUCGUAGAAAAACACGUAGCAUAAAUAAAAAUGGCGACACUUUUAUAAUUAUGCAGCGUUCUUUAAGACAACAGCGAGUUUUCCGCGAUAGGAGCCAACCACUGGACUCCUUGAAUGAUUCGGAGCUCAUUUCGAGGUAUCGUUUCCCUCGAAGAGUAAUUUUUGACAUGAUUGAUGGGGUGGACGAGCAACUACGACCAUAUACGCAAAGAUCUCAUGCCAUCCCCACUCAGUUGCAGGUGUUAUGUACGUUGCGUUACAUCGCAAAGGCUGAUUUCUUUUCCGAAGUUGGAGACAUUCAUGGGGUUUCAAAAUCGUCCGUCUCUGUAUGUAUACCAAGGGUGUGUCAAGCCCUUUGUGAGCACUUGCAGAACAUUAAAUUUCCAUCAUCAGUGAUCUCUCUAAGGAAAAUGAAAGAACAAUUUUACUGCAUCGCCCGUUUUCCCAACGUGGUAGGAGCCAUAGACGGGACGCUUAUCCCUAUCAAAGGAAUGAGUAGCGAUGAUGAGCACAUCUAUGUGUCAAGAAAGAACUUUCAUGCCCUAAAUAUCCAAGGGGUAGUGGAUGCAGAGAUGAGAUUUCUUAACAUCAAUUGCCGAUUCCCAGGCAGUGCGCAUGAUGCAUACAUCAUGUCAAACUCCAACAUUCCAGGCAUUAUGGCUAACCUGACAGAAGGUGGUUGGCUGCUGGGUGACUCUGGGUACCCUUUGAAAGAUUUCCUCAUGACACCAUUCAGUAACCCUUCUACUCAAAUGGAGGAAAGAUAUAAUCAUGCUCACUGCCAGACAAGAAAUGUUAUAGAGAGGGCAUUUGGCGUGCUUAAAUCCAGGUUUAGAUGUCUUCACAAGAGUGGAGGAUGUCUGCCAUUUACACCUACCAAAUGUGCACUUGUCAUUGAAACGUGUUGCAGACUUCAUAACAAGGCCAUUGAGGAGAGAAUCCCCUUACAACAAGGUGGUCCUGUUGUAUUACAACACAACAACUACGUUUAUGGAGGAGCACCUCUGGGGUCAGCCAGAGACCUGAGACAACACAUUGCAUCAAGAUUUUAAAAAGGAGGACAAACUGAAAUAACGAAGAACUCGCUGUAUUUUGCCU